Messenger RNA from Pecten maximus, 4124 nucleotides. RefSeq names its product inhibitor of growth protein 3-like. The transcript is spliced from 11 exons. Gene Ontology annotation, cellular component: NuA4 histone acetyltransferase complex. Lineage: Eukaryota; Metazoa; Mollusca; Bivalvia; Pectinida; Pectinidae. Gene Ontology annotation, biological process: regulation of DNA-templated transcription. Bases 65 to 1378 code for a protein of 437 amino acids. The record is from RefSeq and is a predicted model, not a curated record.
CCUUCCGAUAUAACAACGUGAAACAGAAAGUUGAGAAGGAUUGCAGUAACACAAAAACUCCAAAAUGUUGUAUUUAGAAGAUUAUUUAGAAAUGAUAGAGAAUCUUCCUAUGGAAAUGAGGGAAAAAUUAACAGAAAUGAGAGAAAUGGAUUUACAAGUUCAAAAUGCCCUGGAUAGUUUAGAUGAGCGAGUUAAAUCUUUUUUCAAGAAAUGUAUUCAAACAAACGUCAAAUCUGAAUCAAAGGAAGAAGAAUUUGAGAAAAUUAAACAGGAUUAUUAUAAAUCUCUAGAAGAUGCAGAUGAAAAAGUACAGUUAGCCAACCACAUUCAUGAUUUGGUUGACAGACAUUUGCGUAAAUUAGAUCAAGAAUUGUCAAAGUUUAAGAUGGAGCUAGAAGCUGACAAUAUGGGUAUAACUGAAGUCUUAGAAAAACGAUCAUUAGAAUUAGACAAACAGCCCUCAAUUAACAGCCACCGAGCCGAAAAGAGACGGAUUCCACCUUCUCAAGCUACUGUAACAAAUCACACAGAGAAGAGGAUCACAACAGAAAAAGUCCUGUCCUCACUGGCGCACGAAGCUGCAAGGGAGACAAUUGGAGCACGAAGGCAGUCCAACUCGGGGUCGAACUCACCAGCCAUGCCCAUGUUUAACUCCACACCAGCGCCAUCACUGACUUAUAGUCUGGGUCACAUGGGAGCAGGAAGCAAUGCAGCUAUAGCAGCUGCCGCAUCUCAAGCCAUAGCAGCAACACAACAUGUGAUGCAGCAGGGCAGAAGAACUCCAAGUAUGAAAGCUAGCUAUGUGGCAAUGUCAAGAACUGCUGACCUUGCCAAAGAACUCUCCAUUCCAAAAGAAGCGGGUUACAACUCACAACCGUCAACACCUACUUCUAGUCAUGAACCAACACCGAAAGUACCUCGACAGAAAAAACAAACAUCAAAAGCAGCUCAGUUACUGCAGCAUCAGCAACAGCAACAGCAGCAGCAGCAGCAACAACAACAACAGGCAGUUCCUGCCCAACAGCCAAGCAUACCUACACCCAGCCCCCAACAACAGAUACCUCCCAUACCCCCACCCUCACGCCCCCAGCCUACUCAACCAGUUGUCCGAGAUGCUGCCCCGGCAGCUGAGGAGGUCAGUACAGAGCUACAAAUUGUGGAUGAGCAUGGUACCCCCAUCGACUGGCAGAAUGAUCCGAACGAGCCACGUUACUGUCUAUGUAACCAGGUGUCAUAUGGAGACAUGGUUGGCUGUGAUAAUGACGAUUGUCCAAUAGAAUGGUUCCAUUAUGGAUGUGUGGGACUGACACAGGCUCCAAAGGGCAAGUGGUACUGUCCCCAGUGUACAGCAGCCAUGAAGAGACGGGGACGUAGAUGAUAAACAUGUCACCAUAGACUCAAAACUUUAACAAACUUUAGUUAACGGUGUAAAUGUUGUUGAAAUCCUGGUUUAAAAACUUACAUGUAGUGCAGUAGAUCUCCCUUUAACUGUCAUCAAUAUUUACUCUACCUGUGUCCUCUUUAUCUUAUCUUCAGCACUGAACGUGUGAAUUUGGAAUCAAUUACACAUUUAUUUUGAGAGAUUUUUUCAAGGAUUUAGAUGUAAUUUUCAUAUCUGUAAUUUAUGGCAUUCAAACUAGUUGAUUUAAAUGGUCAAAGUGGUAUGGAGCUAUUUCGCAGAAGAGAAAACAUAGGUACUUUGUUUGUUUGCCGGGUUUAUUGCCCAAUAAACAGUCAGGAGUAAGAAGUUGGCCUCAAAAUGCACAGAAUUUUCAGUAAUAUAUAAAAAAAACCCACAAAAUUCAUGCAUUCUAAUUACAACAUUUUCUGAAGUACAGAUCUGUAUAUUUGUGCACCAUCCUCGUUUUAUGUAGAAAUACUGAAAACUAACAAAAAUUAGCCAUUCAGUUCAGGAAAGGCAUAGCUGGGCCGAUAAAACUGCAUGUGCCAAAAAUUUUCUGGGCCAGCCAUCAAUCCCGAACUGUGGCUUUUGUUCGCAUUCAGGUUCACUUGUUUCGACUUUUUACUCAAAAGUUCUUUUGAAGUGUGUUGUUAUGUUCACAUAGAAUCAAAUAUAAUGUUAAGUGUUCAUCAAAUAACAGAGGUAUAAAGACAACAGUAAUUUAUAGAUAUUCACAAAUAUAUACGUUUGGCAUCUUCCUGUAGGUCAUCGUGGGGACUUUAUAUAUUACUACAGGAUUGAGUUGUAAUGUGUCUAUCUGUCCUUCCACACCUAGCUUGUUCAGACUCUAUCUCAUACAACUUGUCGUCACUGGAACUUAAUACAUUGUACUUGAGGUAUUGGUUAUGUUCUUGUCGUAUCCUCAAUUAUUCUAUUGUGUUCAAUUUUUAAAAAAAUUGUGUGAUUAUACAGUACAUACACAUAUCCAGGUCAGAAGUAGCUGUACAUAUCAAAUUAUUCUUAAAAUGUUUUCCUGGCAAAAAAUUGAGUAUAUUGAAUGAUUUAUAGAUUGUCACAGACACAGUACUCACAUGUAUGUUUUUUAAUCGAUACAGAUAUCUGUCUGAAGUUGGAGCAGCUCAGAAUACAAUUAAAUACAAAUUUUACUUCUUGCAGCUAAAUUAAUGAAAGGUGCUUGUUACAAAUAGAUUGCUAAGUUGAAAAUUAAGAACCAUGUUAGGGUUUUACAUUCAGCCAAAGGUCAAGGUCAUAAUUGUAUUUCAGAUGUUAACACGGAUACCUUUUGGAUGCAGUCUUUUCAAACAGAAUCACACAAGAGACAAAAAAACUCUUAUCUAUUUGGUAUUAGUUGAUAGUUAUUGUUUCUUUGAUUUAUGUAAUAUGAAAUAAAAAUUCUCUAAUCUAGAUUUUGCAUUUUACAGUAAUGCAGUGUACAAUGUUUCAUUAAAUCAAGAAUCUUUAAGGAGCCAAAAGACGUAGCUCAGACUACAGAGUACACAAUAUCAUUUUUUUCUGUAUAUGUAUGUGUACUUGUGAGCAUGCUUGUGUGUUUACCAGUGAUGUGUUUCAAAUACUGUAAACAAAAAAGUAUCAGCUAUGAGUAGGACUUUGAUUUAUCUAUGACAGCAACUCAAAUGGAGUCCAUGUAGCUUCUUUCUCUAUGUAUCAUGACAAUACAUUAUCUCGCAAGUUGUAACGGAUAAAGGUAGUGAUUCUUAAACAGCGUGUAUUUCAUCAAUAAAAGCUGAUAUUUGGACCAAUUUUAUCGAGAUGGUUAGCUAUAUCCUUCAUAAAACAUUUUCCUUGUAGUUCAUCAGAUUUUUAUUACAUGUUAAACUGUAUUAGUAUUUAACAGUAAGCCUUUCCUGGAAAUAAGCCCACUCAUACCUAUUGCUGUUCAAUGUAAUUACUGUUGAUGUAAUGAUGCUGUUUUGUAACACUCCAUCACCCUGACUUGCUGUAAGUGGUCAGAGGGUAAGUGUUGGUCCUGGUUGGUGACUUGGCUUAUUGCUGGAUAAAUACAGGGUUCCAGUGUCAUCAGAGGUUGUAAAAGUAGGAGUUUCAGCCUCAUAAACUUUUUCAUGUGUAGUGGUUUUCAGUGUGAAUGCUCUAUUGUUACCAAAAUUAAUGCUCGACUACCCUUAGCAGUAUGUAUAUAUUCUCUGAAUCCAGAAGUCAAAUAUUCCAAGAAUUUCAUAUGGUGGUAGACGUGUACAAUGUAGAUUUUAAAUAGAGAUUUGAUAAGUUCAAUGUCAAGGUCAUUGUUCCUAAAACUACAACAUGGUGAUAUGCUGCCUGGUACAUGUAUAUGAUAUAUAUAUAUACAUGUAUAUUAGUGAUAUAAACAGUUUUAACAAAUCAAUUCUUUAUCUAGUCUUUUGCUGUAUUAUGUAUUGAUGGAAGUUAAGUUUUCAUACUACGUACCGUAUUUAUAAGUAAACAUUUGAAUGCAUUACAGAGAACAAUUGUUUGAAUGAUUAUAUCCUGUUGAAUGUUAUCAGCAAGUGUUGAGUGCUUAUUACCAUAAUAAUGUAUCAGGAUUUCACGACAUGAACUAGAUAUAAAAAAUCAUGACAUGCAUGACAAGUUAUUAUAAAUUUUGACAUAGUUCCAGUAGCUACAAGCUUACCAGGUAUGUGUCACUCAAACUGAUAAUCAAAACCUUGAAAAAAAAUAUUAAAAAACUGAAUAAGUUAUUGAU